Sclerotinia sclerotiorum 1980 UF-70 is the source of this 159-nucleotide messenger RNA. RefSeq lists its product with no specific name. The transcript is spliced from 2 exons. The record is from RefSeq and is a predicted model, not a curated record. Lineage: Eukaryota; Fungi; Ascomycota; Leotiomycetes; Helotiales; Sclerotiniaceae. Bases 1 to 159 code for a protein of 52 amino acids.
AUGUUUCUUCAGCGCAGCGAUCUCAGUCCUGCCACCUCCCUAAGCAAUAAACCCACUGCCCAUUGUGGGGUUGGGAUAACGGUUAAAUUAUGGCUGUUACAAAACACGUACAGAGUACAGACAUUUCUACUCGAAACAUCUGAAGAUUUCUAUGAUUGA